UUCCUCUGAAGAAACAACCCGGCGUUACGUCAGAAAGUGCAGGGCAAGCAAGUCAGCGUCUUAGGAGCUAUUCGUAGGCAUUGCUGCCAAACCCGGCUUGGGGCUGCUCACGAGCUCACUGCAGCCAAUGCAACUUACAAAUGCAACUCUUUUAAAACAGCAGGAGUAUGUGGUCUCUGUUGCUGGCACAAUUGCGCAAAAAAACAACAUCAACAGUGUAAACGGUGCAAAGAUAAAGAGUAGGCUGGUUUACCCUGUAGCCUCACUGGAAACACCAUGACAUGAUGAAGCAGCAGAGCUUUUUGACGCACAGAGAUUUCUGCAGCAUUUUUUGUGUUUGAUUCUUUGCUGAUCUCAAAGACAACAUGCCCCACGCUCGAAAUAGGAACCCCAGCCCCAUCCCAGAGGUAACAUGGGACACGGGGCUGAAGGAGAUGAACGAGACCUGGAAAGGAGCUAUAGCCUGUCUCGGAGUGGCCGUCUUCUUUGUCAUGACCAUCGGGAUCAUAUAUUGGCAAGUGGUGGACCAGCCUAACAAGAACUGGAUCCUCAGGGGGACUUUUAGCGGACUGAUCUGGGAGAGAAGAACCCACUCGCUGGUCAUACAGACCCUGACGGAGGACAAGACCUAUGUGGAGAUAGACGUCGGGAACGUGGGGAACCCCGACAUCGAGGUUCCCUUCGUGAGGAACCUGUGCUGGCUGAAUAAAACGGAGUUCUGCUAUACGUGGGACUCGGUGGCCGAGGUGAAGAUCUCGCUGGAGGUGAAUGAGGAGACGGAGACGGAGUGCUACAGUAUGACUUGGGCGCCGGUGCACUGUCAUGUGGAGCUGAAGGACUGCUUCUCCAUGACCAACGUGUCCUGGUACGGUGGCGCCAGCGUCCGGGGUCAGACCUGGCCGAUCAACGACCAGAACGCCACCACACAGCCCUUCAUCGUGAGCGAUCUUAAGGACAAUCCCUCAGGCUUCGGCUCUGCCCUGGAACGUUACUUCCUGGGCUCAUCAGGUGUGGCAGUGCUUGUAUCUCCUGAUAUUCCCCUGCAGCUUGGGGUGGACAGCAGGCAGCAGUUCUGCCUGCAGUCGCUGCCCAGUAUGGAGCGUCUCCCUCUGCAGUACACCGUGUGUGUGGCCCACAACGUGAGAGCUGCUCACCAGGAAGCAGUGCAGCAACUCUCCCAGCACAACAGGGAGCUACCCAACAUGAACGCACUGUGGCUGCCGUUCUGGAAGCUGCUCGCCAACAUGGAUUCAGGGCCGAAGGUGGAGAGGGAGCUGAGGACCUUCUCUAAUCGUCUGAGGAGACACCAGCUAGGGGAGGGAGUCAUCAGCCUCAAUGAACAUUCCACCACCCUCCUCUCUGAAAUGGACCAUGACUACCUCAACAGCAGGAAAAGGGGGAUGUCCAAGAGACUGACCAGGGACCUCCCACUUGUCAAGCUUCUUAACAUUUCCAUCACCCUGUCCCCUUUCCUGGGCGUGGACACCACGCAGUUCCACACCUCCCUCGUGGAUGGCACUGAGGCCUACUGGCUCAGUCUCCCCUCAGCCCCUCAGGGACAGCUGAUCCCUGUGAUGAGUCAGUGGCGAGGAAAGUUCUGCGUUAAGCUGAACAUCACCAACCCAGGAGCGGUGAGCUGGUUCCUGGACAGGGUGGGAUCCCUGCAGACCCAUUUGGGGAUGGAGUACGUCAUGCUGGAGGGGGGCGAAGGGAAUCUGUUUGAGGAGCAAGCCCUGCGGCCGUCGCAGGCUCUCAGUGGCGACAAGUACAUCAGCCUGCUGGCCGACCUGGCCACAAGGAUAGGAGACUCCACCAUUGUGACAGCAGGGACACGGUCGAGCCACAAGCCUCUUUUUGUGAAGAUGACCCCCUUGCAGUCCGACUGGAGCCCAAUGGGCCUGAAGGGCAUCAUUCCCUCCCUGCUGCACCACACUCUGCUGGGAUACAACUUCCUCAUUCCUGAUGCAGUAGGUGGCUCUCUGUCUGGAGACCUGGUCACAGAUGAGGAGUUGUUCAUCCGUUGGCUGGAGAUCACAGCCUUUCUCCCUGUUAUCAGCUUCCAUACGCCACCCUGGGUCUGCGGAGAGGACCGGGUGCUAAACCUAACACGGGCAUACAUAGCAAAGCACCAGAGGGAUGUGAUCCCACUGAUAGAGAAGUAUGCAGAGGAGUGGCAGAUGACAGGAAACCCCAUCUACCGGCCAAUGUGGUGGCUCAGUCCCAGCGACCCCAUGACUUUCACCAUCGAUGACCAGUUCCUCAUCGGAGACGAGGUCCUGGUGGCACCAGUGGUGGAGAGGGGGGCAGUGCAGAGGGAUAUUUACUUACCUGAUGGGGGCUUCCAGUGGCAGGACAGCCAGAACGCUCAGGUGUUCGACGGGGGGACGUUCCUACAGGACUAUCCUGUGCCCUUGGAGGAGGUGGCUGUUUUCUUACGGAGAAGCUGAGUCACAUGACCGAUCCGCCGAGUCAUCUGACUUAUCCUGUUACUGUUUUGAAUCAAAUUCUUUUUUUUUUUUUUUUUUUUUAAUUACUCGUGCUGUUCUCAACUUGCACUUUUCCACUGCAGACCAUUGACCCUGUCUCAAGGCUUGAGACGAUAUGUAGAAAGAUUUUUUUUUAUACUUGCACUUUACAGUACAAAAUGAUUUUUUUUUCUCUUUGUGACAGUUUUUUUCUUCCUUUUUUAAAAUGUUAAUCGGUUUUACCUCUUGGCUGAUUUGUUUCCGGACUUUUUUGAUUUGUUCUGCCUUUUUUUUUUUUUUUUUUUUUUUUCCUUUUUUUGUAUGUAAGUCCUGGAGAAAUCUGUGCGUUUACAUACUGCAUUUCUACAGUCUUUAAAUUUUUAGUCGCUGCUGGCUCUCUUGAUAAGGAGGAACAAAGCAAGCCCAUUGUUUUGCUUGAAUCUCUCAAGAAGACCAAAUGAAGAUAUCGAAGGACGAAGGAAAAAAACAGGCUUAUUGGGAGGAAAUUAGCUCACAGAAAGCUUCGUACUGAGACCGACGCACCAUGGUACCAUAUGUCUUGCUCACUCAUCGGAGAGGCUUUUACUUGAACUUUUCAGGCCGACGGGCUGAUAUUUUAUGAAUGUACCUCAAGUUAUGGUUUUUGACUGCUUUACAGAGUCAUCAGACACAACAGCCUAUCACCCCUUAUACAUAGCACUUAUUCUUAGAGUAGUUUCACUUUAUUUAUCAACAUACCACUCCGUUGGACAUGUCUGAAUGUCCCUUAGUACUGUAGGCCAGAUGAACUUGAGGCCAAGCCACUGUAAUUGUAACUCUGGCUAUAUUUGAAUUUAGAUUAGAUGUAACCUUCUUACUAACCUGCUGUAGUAAGGGCUUUUAGAAGGGCUGCUCAUUUUUUAUUAAGUCUGUCUGAUGUUGUGUUGAUAUGCUCUUUCAUGAGUGUCUGAGGAAAGCCUUGUUGACGACACCACAUAGGUUGAAAUUACAUUUUUAACAGAUAGUUUGACAUGCUGGGAAAUACUCUUACUUUCUUUAUUGCAGGGAGUUAGAUUAGAAGGUCGAUACCGCUGUCACGCCUGUAGGGUAAAUAAUAACCUACUGCAGGCAGACUGCGUGUGCUGGCUCCAAAUAGAGUGCUGCAGGAAUGAGUUCUAAAACCUGGAAAUGAGUUAGUAUUUUUGCAACCAUGGUUCCCUCAUCUUGAAGUCUAUAGUUUUUUUUGGUUAGAUGCCUGAAAUAAGAUCUGUGGUUAAAACAAGCUUUAGAGACUUUCACGUUUUGUUCGCUGAUAUAAAAUACAUCAGUAUAUUCCCCACUUGUGAAUUUCUAAGCUUUUAGAUAUCUUAAAAAAGCCGAUCACUAAAAAGUGGCUAAAUGAGACUUUAGAACACCAUCACGCAGAAAACGCCUUUACAGCCACGCUGUGGUGGCAACAUUAAGUCAUCUGGCUGUAAUGUAGUUUGUUUAUAGCCUAACGUUAGUUUUUUACUUCUAGCAAUUGCAUUUUGCUUAAAAAAUCAUGAAAGUGGUGUUAGUUUGUGAAGAUUCUUGUGCUGAAUGUAACAUAAGUAUCAUAAAAUUUGUUUGCAGCAGAGCUUAUUUUCAGCAAUAAUUCAAAAUCCAGUAGAAAAAUCCCACAGGCUUUUUUGUCGAGGGAACCAGGACAAAGCUAACUUCCAUGUCAACCUUAAAAAAAAAAACCCUCAUCCCUGCACCACUCUAUGGGGUUGUGUUUACCGUGUUCACGAGAGGAGUUCGUAUGAACAUGAGAAAUUUUCUAGAAGCUCUGAAUUUACGAGUUGUAAUGUGAUUGCUGAUGUUUUCAGAAAUGGGAGAGGCCAUGGAAGUUCAUUUUUUGGUGGGUGGUUAGUUUAGGUUUAGGUUAAUAUAUUGGGAUUUUAGAAGUUAUUCUUGGUAAUUUUAUACUUUGCAUGAGGAAAAUGUUGAUAUUCCCAACAGCCUCCUCUUUGUCCUCUACUGUAUGCCUCUGCAGGUUAGGUUAUGUGUUGGACUAUUUCUUGAACAGAAGCAGCAACUUCCUCCAGUUUCCAGUUUUCAUGCUAAACUAACGGUCUCCUGGCUGGAGACGUCCUAUUUAUGAUACAGAUACAAGAGUGGUAUCAAAUCUUCUCAUUUACAUCUCAGCAAGAAAGCAAAUAAGUGCAUUUCCCAAAAUGUCAAACUUCCUCUAAUAAGACGGCAAGGGGGAAAGAGCUCUUUAGACCCCAAAAUACAUAAAUAGGAUGCUCUCAUAGGUCAGACGUCUUUUUAUUGCAACCAUCUUGGAUUGAUUUUUAAAAAGUCACAGAGAUGCAGUGGCCAUUUGACAUAAACCCUGAUGAGUAUCUCAUUCUUUGGACUGUCAUUGUAAUCACAUCCAUUUCCAUCGCUUGCUUUAGCUCAGUAGGAUUACUUAUGUCAGAUCAUUUUGUAUUUGGUUUCAACCCUGACUAAAUGCUUUCAGCAAAUGAUAUGUGAAUGAGAUAACUGAUUCUCUUCAUGGAGAAAUGUAAUCACCUUUGCCCCAUGAUGCAUUGCUCUAUGUACAGUUUGUUAGUUAGUUGUCUUUAUUGAUUUGUUCUUCACGAGACGAUCUUAACUGGCCGGCAGUGAUGAUACAGACUCUGAAACCUUAGUGAAUGCUUUACCACUAAAUUGAUUGUGUCACUUUCAUCCAACACGUUUACUGUAUCAACUCCAACACUCAGGUCUACUGAAGCUUAUCAAAUCACCAAAUGUCUUAGUGCAACGCAGUAUGUUGUGAACACAUCAACGUCUUAAUCUCUCCCAGAGCUGAAUGUACAAUGGACAAACUGUGAUUUCCCAACCGAGCCCUUCGUGCGGGGAGCUUUUCUGGUUCCCCGUUCUAAUACUUUUAUGGAAUGCUGUGGUAUGUUCACAUAUAAGUUGCAGGAAAAGCUUUGAUGUGUUAUUCCUUCCCUCUACAGACUGAGCGAAUCAUGUGCCUUAAUAUGCCACUCUUAAAUCUGGACAACAUGAGUGUCUGGAUUAUUGCAGUAUCAGCAAUGUACAUAUUACGAUGACUGUGCCAUUACAAGUGUUUUUCUCUUCUGUAAAUCAGAGAACUUAGAAUGACAAAGUUGCA
Epinephelus fuscoguttatus (brown-marbled grouper) is the source of this 5574-nucleotide messenger RNA. Its product is annotated as SITS-binding protein. Lineage: Eukaryota; Metazoa; Chordata; Actinopteri; Perciformes; Serranidae. The record is from RefSeq and is a predicted model, not a curated record. The coding region runs from base 366 to 2447 and encodes 693 amino acids. The transcript is spliced from 11 exons.